AAAGCGCAAAGUCCUGCAAGGGGACAAUUGAAAUCUGGUGUACAACCAAACUUAUACUGUAGAUCUACAUAGACAUCAUGAGAGCCACUGCAGCCGUCCUACUGGUCCUCUGUCUCCUGACCAUCAGUCAUGGUAAGUUACCAUCACCUGAAGCAUGCUUGCUCAACUUGGAAUUGAUGAAGUUUGCUCCAUAAUGUCAUCCUCCUUUUUCUUACCGUCCUCUACUCAUAUGUCUUUGUCUCUAUAGCAUGGGACUGUCAGGAGGUACUAAACAUCAAUAAUCUGAUGCAGAUCGACGCAGGACUGGGACAAGUGGUUGCAACGGACACAAGUCAAAUCCCCUACUACCUGGUAGCUGAUAAAUGGAUCCGCCUGCCUGGUUCCCUGAAGCAUAUCACUAUAGGCCCAGCAGGGAUCUGGGGUGUCAACAAGGGAGACUCAAUCUACAAGUAUGUGGCCGGUAACUGGGAGCAAGCUGCAGGUAAGUAGAGAGCAUUGCUCAAUAUUUAUCCAGAGGACACCUACUUUCAGUGGUGGAAAAAGUACUUAAUUGUCAUACUUGAGUAAAAUUAAAGAUACUUUAAUAGAAAAUGACUGAAGUAAAACUGAAAGUCACCCUGUAAAAUACUACUUGAUCAAAAGUCUAAAAGUAUUUGGUUUUAAAUAUACUUAAGUAUCAAAAGUAAAUGGAAUUGCUAAAAUGUACUUCAGUAUCAAAAGUAAAAGUAAAAGUAUAAACCAUUUCAAAGUCCUUAUAUUAAGCAAACCAGACGGCACAAUUUUCAUGUUUUUUAUUUGUAUUGACUGAUAGCCAGAGGCACACUCCAACACAUUUUUCAAAGGAAGCAUUUUUGUUUAGUGAGUCCGCCAGAUCAGAGGCAGUAGGGAUGACCAGGGAUGUUCUCUUGAUAAGCGUGUGAAUUGGACAAUUUUCCUGACAAAAUGUAACAAGUACUUUUGGGUUUCAGGGAAAAUGUAUGGAAUAAAAAGUACAUUAUUUUCUUUAGUGAAGUAAUAGUAAAAGUUUGCCAAAAUAUAAAUAGUAAAGUAUAGUACAGAUACCCCAAAAAACUACUGAAGUACUUUACACCACUGCCUACUUCUUGUCUUUCCUGAUACCAUCACGGUGUUGAAACAUGAUUCAUUGUUUUCUUGUCUGUCUUUGUGGUCUUCAGGCCUUCUGAAGCAGGUGGAUGCUGGGGGUAACCAGUUUAUUGUGGGGGCCAACAUGGACGAUACUCCAUUCUGUCUGACAAGUAGUGCCACAGUUGGCUACAAGGGUCCAGGUUCACCCCUUCCAUGGACAGGAUUGCCAGGAGCUGUGAAGUACUACAGUUGUGGACUCUUUGGGUGCUGGGCAGUCAACAAGAAUGAUGAUAUCUUCUUAAUGAUUGUAAGAUCUGGGAAAGAGUGUGAGAUCUGGAGUAGAGUAGUAGAGUGUGGAGUGUCUGUUAUUUUACAACUGUAGUAUUAUAACUGUAGAAAUGGUCCUAAAACCCUGAUUUUAUCUGUUUGUUUCCAGCUGAAUCAAGACUGCCAAAACAAGGGGUGGAAUCUCAUUGGCGGCAAGCUUUCCAUGAUUGAGGUGGCAACUGAUGGUAGUGUCUUUGGGGUCAACUCUUUGGGUGAUGUUUAUACCAGGUAAGGUUGAUACUUAACUAUAUGUAUAGUGUCCCUCUUUUCCCCCCUCAACAUGAUUAACUCAUUUGAAAAUGACUUGUAAUAAUAACUUAUAAUAAUAGUGAUAUACUUUUAAUUAUAACUCUUAUCCUUACUGUACAUACUUUUUGAAGCUCUUUACAGAAACAUUUAAAUAGAUACAUAAAUAAAAUCUGUCAAAUAUAAUCAGAUCUAAACUUAUAAGACUUAUAAAGAAAUGUGUAGACAGUGUAUGAUAAAAUAUGUAAAAGUUGGAUGUCCUAUUACAGUUUGGGAUAAAAAACAACUACACGGCCACCCCGCCACUUGUUUUGGUAAACAGCUGAGGUAUGGGACAAGAGAAAUGUAACCACUCUCAAAUUCAUAGAUGGAGCUAUGAAUGCAAAGACAGACCAAUUAUGUUUUUACUUUUUGUUUGAAACAUGUUUUUUAAAGCUAUACAUUGUUUGUUUACAAUAACAUGGUUUACAAACAAUUGAUUAACAUUUUACAUUUUGGCUUCUGAUGUGGUUGUAUAUAGCUCAAGAGGCAGAAGUUAUAUUCUUAAAAAAUCAAUGGCUAUAUACAAUUAUUAAUGUCCAGAAAUGUAUGUACUUAAAAAAAACGGAUAAGCUUUCAAAACGUGAACCCCACCCCUUUCUUCAACACAGAGACGGCAUCACGGCCAGUAAACCAGAGGGCACUGGAUGGACCAAUAUCCCAAUGUGCAUGCACAUGGGCCACGUGACCUACGACAUGGGCCGUCUUUGGGUCAUCUCCAAGACUGGCGUCACCAUGGUGUGCACACGUUAGCCUCUCCUCUGCAUCUGAAGGCCGAUCAGGAUCUGUCUAAAGUACACAUGCUAACUCAAUGAUCUCUCUUUCUGGAACAGACUUCUGCUUGAGAAUUCUCAACAUUAGUUCAUAAGAAUCCUUCAUUCUAAAACCUAUUGCUCUAACUAUUCUUUUCAGUUCUACACUGAUCUUAUUGACAUUAAAAAAAAUAUAUCAAUGAAAGAUUUUUCUCACAUAAAAUUGACCAGCAACAGCAUAAAAAAAGUUAUAUUUUCUUAAUCACUCCUUGAUUAACACUUCAAUAGAGCUUUGCCAUGGAUGUUAUUUGAUCGUAGUGUAAACUUGGGCACGUUCAUGUUGCUCACAAUCCACAUGGGUUUUGCUGUGCUUCAGAGGUCAUCAAUAAAGGUGGAUGGAAUCCUUGUCAUGGCUUAUUAUCUCAUUAUAUAAUAACUUCCCACAAAAAUAAAGCAUUCAGUUUGAAACUAUUGUAAUAUCUGUGUUGUUGUUUUUUUAUCAUACUGAACAGGGGGAUUUUAGGUUGCUCUGCCAGUGGUGAUUUUAGCAUGUAAAUCUUGGUUGGGCAAACUCAACCAAUUAUUUUAGAUACAUUCCAGCAAAGCCACUACACAAGACAAUAAAGAAUACAUUCAUUGCACUACAACAGUGACAAACAGUGCCC
Messenger RNA from Coregonus sp. 'balchen', 3115 nucleotides. NCBI's taxonomy places the organism in Eukaryota, Metazoa, Chordata, Actinopteri, Salmoniformes, Salmonidae. The record is from the annotation of a GenBank genome assembly.